UGCAGCAGGCUGUCAGAUGCUCCAAAAAGGCUCCCAGAUGUUACUGCUUUGGGCUCUCGGAUUGGUUUGGCUGACUUGCGGCUUCACCACUGUUUGUGAAUCUGCCAUGGGAGCAAAUGCAGCCUCUAAAAACGACUGUUAUCGAAAAACCUGUAUGGAAAUAAAGUAUGACAUCCGCGAGGCUGUGUGCUGUGAGAAUCGCCUUGAUUCCGGGGCAGGGCUUUCAUGCUGUGGACAGCAGAGUUUCAACCCUGCAGUAGCCACUUGUUGUAAAGUUGAACAUGGAAAAGCCACAACAGCUCUUACACAGGGUCUAAGCGAAACAGUGUCAGCUUGCUGUGAACUUAAGGCUUAUGACUCGCUCAAUGAAAUAUGCUGCCAGUCAACCAUCUUAGCCAAACCUGCGCCAAAGGCCCAAUGCUGUGGUAAAGAGGCAUUUGAUGAAGACAAGCAGAUGUGUUGCGGUCGGAACAGGACGAUCCUGACGAGGAACUCCACUCACCACCAGUGCUGUGGAGAUGACCAGUACGACAUGAAGACUCAGUGCUGCUGUGAGAAAAAUGAAACUCUUACAGUACAACCUAAGGAUUCCAGCUGCUGUGCAGAGGCUUUAGGUGCUUCAGAGGCAUUUGAUGAAGACAAGCACAUGUAUUGUGGUCGGAACAGGACGAUCCUGACGAGGAACUCCACUCACCACCAGUGCUGUGGAGAUGACCAGUACGACAUGAAGACUCAGUGCUGCUGUGAGAAAAAUGAAACUCUUACAGUACAACCUAAGGAUUCCAGCUGCUGUGCAGAGGCUUUAGGUGCUUCAGGUGUAAAAAACAAGAACAAAAACAGACCUCAACUCAACUGCACAAGUCUCUGUGGGUCAUCAUGUUACAAUCCAAAUAUGUCUCGCUGCUGUGAGAGAAACCAGACCAAGGCUCGUUGGUGCUGCACCCCAGGUAUGACAGGAAAAUGUGAUGCUGUCCCCACCGUGUAUGACCCAAAAAAGCAAGUCUGCUGUGAUGGCUGUGUAUCUGAGAAGAGGCCUUGGAUAGAUCAAUGCUGCGGAGAGACGCCGUAUGGUUUGGCACAACGUGGAGUUCUCUGUUGUAAUAACACCUUGUAUAAGGACAGAGAAGAUGGAGAGGAAUGUUCAGAGAGCAAUAUUCCUUACAACCCAGCUAAAGGGACUAUAUGUUGUUCGCAGUUUCAUGGCUCACCUGGACAACAUUGCUGUGGGGCAGAAGUCUAUUGGCCUCAGACUGAGAUCUGCUGCAAUGGACACAGAAAUCCCAAAGUAGAAAAUAUGCACUGCUGUGGGGUGAAAGCCUACAACAUUAAAGACCCACAGAUGAAGUGCUGUGCAGGGACACUGUACAACCUGACGCAGCUAGGCAGGGUUGGACAUGACGCGAGGUGCUGUGGGUCCAUUCUGCAAAACCCACUGGAUGUUUGCUGCUCACGUGAGGACAAGGAGGUGCUCUACACCAACAAGACAGGAUUCAGAUGCUGUGGUCACCUCUACUACAACACGUCUCUGUGGUCAUGCUGUGCAGACAAGCUGAGCCCAGUACACCAACCGGGACAGCAUCAGAGCCAGACGAGUAAUGAAUCCAGACUUCUAUCAGUGAACAAUCUGAAUGAAACAGAUCUUUGCGAAGAAAUGCUAAUUGGGACUGUGGAAAGUGUGUCUCUGAACAGCACCGUGUUAAGCAGUGUCCUGAAAAUCUGUGGAAGAAAUGGCACUGUGAAACCUCUGCCCUCACCUCACAUCCUGGAAACACUUAAUCGCUGUGACUCACCUAAACUGAUCCCUGGAAAGACUUACUUUUUUGAUCGAGUUAAUGUCUUUAUUGAUUUCAACCAUGAUUCUAUUCUCCAGUCACUCAGUUUCAUUAUUUCCAAGUGUUAUCAUUUUUAGGUCACCACUGGUUAAUCUGUUCCUGUUGAUCAGGGCCAGAUUAAUUUACUGUGGGGGCCAUGGGGCAAAAUUGUAAAUUGUAAAGCACGGAAGUACAGUCUUGGAUGUGUUGACAGCAUUGAUGUGGAUUUGGCUGACUCAGGAACAACCUAAUACCCCCACAGAACCAGCAGUGCAUAGUGUUUACAGCAAGGCAUUAAGAGUGUCCGACUCAGGACCUUGUGCACGGCUAAAUCACCAGUAAUAGCGUCCUUUUGCAAGUAAAUGGUUAAAACGAUAUCAUUUAUAUUAGUAGCUAAAGUCAAAUUUUAAUAGAAUGUUAGCAAAAGUGGUCGACUCAGGAUUGAGUGACAUUACUCUCUGUGCAUUGUGUAUGUAUUAGUUAGCAAGUAAUAAUUACUCUACAAUAUUAACUGUAAUAUUAUUAAUGUAAAAAAAAUUGCGCAGCUAUAUGGCCCCAAUUUUUUUGUAACUUAAUGUGGCACUUUACUAAAACUAAUUUGCAAUCAAAUUACCACAAACAAAUUGCUACCCAAUAAACCUGGAACCUUCAGGCCCCUAGAUGGUCUGCAGCGGCACGCAUCACUCCAGAAGUCCCUGAAGCUGCAGGGUUCACACUCCCUCCAACUGGAAAACCUGGUGAUUCCUGAAUGAAAUAUUACCAGAGGCUUGUGAUCUAGUUCAGAAGACAGUAUGUAAAUAAAACAACUUUGGAGUUACCUGAAGGCAUAUUCCUUCUCUUUUGGUGGAGGCUAGCCACCAUCUUCAACCUCUAGCUGCUCCACUAACUAAAGUGUAAUCACUUACUACUUGUUACUAAAGGCAGUAAUCACUAUAGUAACACUGCCAAACAUGGUGCCAUAUUCAUUUGUACACUGUGAAGUAUACUACUAGGAUUAAUUUCCAAAGAUUGACAAAAACUAUAGCCAUAAAACCUGAGCAAAAUAUGUUACUCCAAAAGUAGCUGACUUCUUUGCGGUCAUGGUAGCUGGUAGCAUGCAAGAAUAUUAAUAUCUAGCUUGAUUGUCAAAUAAGCUAAACAGCUUUCAGCUAAUAUGUGUGGUUUUUCAAAAUAUUAUACAAGUCUUGAUUAUUUUUAUGCUUGAUUGUUUUUCUAUUUUUGCAAUGAACUACAUAAUAUAUGGCAACUGUUUGCA
This is a messenger RNA of Siniperca chuatsi (mandarin fish), 3066 nucleotides long. RefSeq lists its product as uncharacterized. Bases 17 to 1909 code for a protein of 630 amino acids. NCBI's taxonomy places the organism in Eukaryota, Metazoa, Chordata, Actinopteri, Centrarchiformes, Sinipercidae. The transcript is spliced from 16 exons. The record is from RefSeq and is a predicted model, not a curated record.